Molecule: messenger RNA, 5756 nt
Organism: Musca domestica (house fly)
Lineage: Eukaryota; Metazoa; Arthropoda; Insecta; Diptera; Muscidae
Gene: Nna1
Product: cytosolic carboxypeptidase Nna1
Exons: 18
Coding region: 726-5660 (1644 amino acids)
Biological process (GO): proteolysis
Molecular function (GO): metallocarboxypeptidase activity; zinc ion binding
Source: RefSeq, a predicted model, not a curated record
UGUACCAGAGUCGGAGCAAAAAAUGCCAACAGAAAAAUAAUGAAAAAGACAUUUUCGCGCUGAUUUCAGUUAUCAACAAAACGAGCAACAGCAAACAAGUCGCCCAGCUAGUAGUCAUUCGAAUAUACCGAAGAAGACACAAUCGUUCAGCGUCGCAUAACGCGUAUCUAAGAGUUGUCGUAUUUUUCGGAUUACAACGACAUAUGGAGAUUUAAAAGCCAGAUAAAUGAUUUCGUAGAAAACGGUGUAAACCCAUUUUGGAAUUUCGCUAAAAAGUAGUUUGUAGUGAACACAUAAGCAAACAAAGAAAUAAGCGGGAAUUAUUAAAAAAACAAGACGACGCGUAAAUUGAAAAUUAUUGCAAUUUGAGUGUGGAAAAUAUAAGAAAAAAAUAUUGAAAAAAAUACAUACAUAUAUCGAAAAAUUGGAAUUUUCUUUUGAGAAAAUUCGUUUCUAAUAAAAUCUAGAAAAAAAAAUAUUGAAAAUUGUGUCGACAACAUAUUGAGAAAUUUUAGUGUCUUCUUUGUUUUUUUGAAACACAAAAUUCUGGAAUAAAAAAAAUUCACCCAGUGCCUGUCCCUAAAAAAUAAUUUUGUAAAAUUAAGUGUCGAAAAAGAAAUUGGUCUUCUGCAUUGGUGAAAAUUACAAAUUUAAAACUAAAUUCUAAAACUUAGAAUUUGUGUUGUUGUUGUUAUUGUGUUGUUUUGUUUUGUCUGCCGUCCUAAAUGAAAGACAAUCAAAAAGGCUUUCUUGGCAGUUUCCUAUCCAAGGGCUUGAAAACCAAUCAACUAGAAGUGAAUACCGAUGAGAAAACCUUGCGACCGAUAGCUCGCCUCAAGGAGCCGCGUGAUCUGUUCGCCCUGCCCAAAGACAAGGACAAUGACUGUUCACAACAGGCCCCCCGAUGGCCGAUUGAAUGUCAGGUCAUUGAAGAACGUAUCGUACACAUUCCGACAGUGCCCGCCCAGCCAGAGCCAUUCUAUCAGCCAACGGGUAAAGAAUUGAAACCGAAUCCAGUGGGUGAGGAGAAUGGCAUUGUUGUAUUCAAUUACAAUCCCAUAAGUGCGGUAAAUUAUGAUAAAUCUGCCCGUUCCUCCUCGAAUAAAAAUCACAAUGACGACGAUUCAAGCGAUUCGGAUGUGUCCUCGUGUGAAUCGCAGGGAUCAACUCCCGAUCUCAAAACCCCCAAGAGGUUAGAUAAAAAUACCCAUUUGAUAACCAAACUGCUGACUACCCUGGAACAAAGGUCGUCGAGUAAUUCCAAUGAGGAAGAAGAAGAUGAGGAGGAGGAAGACGACGAAGACACUGAAAAUGAGAAUGAGCAGGAAAACGAUGAAGAAGGCCGAACCUGGGCCGAGGAAAAUCCCAUAACCCAAGAAGAAAUCGAGGAUAUAUGGGCGGACAAAUCACCGGAAUAUCGGGCAGCCACACCCACCUAUAUACGCAAGCAAUUUGGCAAGGAUGUGAUUGCCCAAAAAUAUGGCAAGGUUGGCAGCAAAACCAAGAAAAGGCAACGAAAACCCAUAGAACUCGAACAGGAUUUAAUGGCCGGUUUGCAAGUAGAAUUUAGUAGGACCAGCCUGGAUCCCAAUCCCGAUAAUGACAAGCCAUCCCCCUCCAAUGAAUAUGCAAAAUUAAAAGCAAAUCCCAUCUUUAAUCCCGACAUGUCCCUGAACCUAAACGAAUUGGCUAGACAAAGUGAAAAUACCUCCCUCAAUAGUUGUAGGAAAUCCUCAAAUUGGCUUUCAAAAUCGAAACGGCCACAGCAACAGAGUGCAAAUAUGGAAAUUCCCCAACCCUUCUCGGCCAAUUAUUCCUCAUCCAGUAGUUGUUCGCCCCAGAGUAGGGAGCACAGUGUUAGUCCCAUGUAUGGCCCGCAAUCCCACCAAAUCACCUGCUGCUCUGAUGCACCCUGUAGUUGUAGUUGUACCAAUUUGAAUUCCAAAUUAAAUUGCAAACAAAAUUUUCAAAUCAAACCCAAAGCAGGAGGAGAAGAAGAAGAAUAUGACGAUGAAAUAGAAAAUCUGAAUUUAAGAAAAUCCAUUCAUGACUCAAAAUCAUCUACUAAAUCUCUUCAUUCAUAUUUACCACAGUUUAGCCGUUCCGCAGUGGGUGGUUCGAAAUUUCUCACCAAUUGUCAUCCCUACAAUCCGGAGGAGUAUGAUGGCCUUGAGUUUGAAUCGCGCUUUGAGUCGGGAAAUCUAGCCAAAGCGGUGCAAAUAACCCCCGCCUAUUAUGAGUUAUAUCUGCGACCGGAUUUGUAUACCAGCCGUUCGAGACAGUGGUUUUACUUUCGGGUGCGUAAGACCAAACGGAAUAUGUUGUACAGAUUUUCCAUUGUCAAUUUAAUUAAAUCGGAUAGUUUGUACAACGAUGGAAUGCGCCCGCUCAUGUACUCCACCCACAAUGCCAAAACAAGGAACGAAGGUUGGGUCCGUUGCGGUGACAACAUCUGUUACUAUCGCAAUGACGAUGACAACCAAACCAGUGAAGAGGAAGAGGACAAUUCUUCAUACACUCUCACCUUUAAUAUUGAAUUUGAGCAUGACAAUGACACCGUCUAUUUUGCUCACAGCUACCCAUACACCUACAGUGAUUUACAGGAUUAUUUAAUGGAAAUCCAAAAGAAUCCGGUGAAAUCGAAAUUUUGCAAAUUAAGACUGCUGUGCCGGACAUUGGCUGGUAAUAAUGUCUACUAUCUGACGGUGACAACGCCAGCGGUGACCGAGGAACUGAUGAAGCGUAAAAAAUCCAUUGUAAUUUCGGCACGUGUUCAUCCAAGCGAAACCCCCUCCUCGUGGAUGAUGAAGGGUCUGAUGGAUUUCAUAACGGGCGAUUCGACAGUGGCCAAACGCCUGCGGCACAAAUUCAUCUUUAAACUGAUACCGAUGCUCAAUCCGGACGGUGUCAUUGUGGGCAACUCACGCAACUCGCUGACGGGAAAAGAUCUAAAUCGCCAAUAUCGUACGGUAAUACGUGAGACCUAUCCGUCGAUAUGGUAUACAAAAGCUUUAAUUAAAAGACUGAUUGAUGAAUGUGGUGUUUCCAUGUACUGUGAUAUGCACGCACACUCUCGCCGGCACAACAUUUUCAUUUAUGGCUGUGAGAAUAAACGCAACCCGGAAAAGAAACUUACCGAACAAGUUUUUCCACUUAUGUUGCACAAAAACGUAGCAGAUAAGUUUUCAUUUGAAAAUUGUAAAUUUAAAAUUCAACGCAGCAAAGAGGGCACCGGACGCAUUGUGGUCUGGAUGCUGGGCAUCACGAACAGCUAUACCAUUGAAGCUUCAUUUGGUGGCUCAUUGUUGGGGUCACGCAAAGGCACCCACUUUACCACACAGGACUACGAACACAUGGGACGUGCAUUUUGUGAAACCCUGCUCGACUACUGCGAUGACAAUCCGAACAAAUAUUAUCAGAUUCUGAUUUUCUUACGUCAACAGGAAUGUUUAAGACUGAAAAUUAUAGAGCGUUUACUGAAGGAGGGUUCCAGUGCCGAAGAACCGAUCAAUAUACCAUUGUCCGAUUAUUCAAGUGAUGAGGGUAGCAGUUCAAGUUCCGAUAAUGAGGGCAAGGGACCAUCUUCGUCAAAGGACUUUUCCGAUUUAGAAGGCCCCUGCUGUCAUCCGUUAAAGGCGCCGCCUUGUUCGCCGGAACUGGAUAUGGAAAUAAGAAAGUUCAAAUAUUCGCGCAUGCGCAAAAUAAUGCAAGAGCUAGAUCGAAUUUACUUUCAACCACUGUUUCACAAGAAAUGUCAAUUUUUGCAAAAAUCAAGGCGACCCACCCCUCCAGUAAUUAUACGCAGUAGACCUAAAAUAAAAAAUAAUCUCAAAAUGCCCCUGAAGUCAAAAUCUAAAAUCAAUAUCAAACAAAAGCCAUUUCACAGCAAAAUUCGUAGAAAUGAUAAUUUAUCAACAUCCCCAUCUCAAUCGACUUUGACCAAUUCCAAAAUCACUUUGCAAUGUGUACGCCCAAUUUCGGAUUCUGCAAGUUCUUCAUCGUUGAAUACUCUCAAAGGUGGCAAUUCUCAGGGAGAGCUUGUGAAGAAGAAACGGCGCAAAGGAGGCCAUUGCCGUCCAAUGGCCAAUGCCAAACCCCGUUUGAAAGUCUCACGAGCAUUACGUCUGUGGUUGGAAAAACGCCAAAUAAUUAUCAUUCGUCGAAAAUUGCCCCACAAAGCAAAAAUGCGUUGCAAAUCCUUACAUCGUCGCAAGAAAGAAGAACGCCUGCUACUCGAUUUACCCACCACCGAUCCUGGUUCCGAUUUGGUCUUCUCUACCGAUGAUGAAUAUGUUAUGGACUCGAACGGUGUGCAACAAUGUUAUGGCACAAUACCGCGUCACAUACGACGAGGUCUACUGCAAAGUGAACUACAACGACGUUACAUUGAAGAGAUUGGAGAUGGUUUGAGAAAUAUGCCUCCAGAAUUGAUUAUAACAUCGCCCUCAAACAAAACCAAACAUCCGCCCAUAAAGGUUCUACUUAAACCGUCAACGACGACCAAGAAAUAUGUGGCACCACCAAAAUCUGCCGAGCUGCCCAUGAUUGGUGAACCAGCAAGACGUACAAGUUCCUGGCACAAUUUAAAUACUGCCCCACAGACACCCAUUACACCGCAAUGGUAUUCAAUGAAUGUCACACGAAGACAACAAUCACCGGCUGUGACCACACCGAAACCAGUAUUCAAAACAAAAUCAAUGGCCAAAAAGGAGGCACUGAGUAAGGAGGACUUGGAAAUAAAAUUGUCUUUGAAAAAGAAAAUAUGGACUGGCAUACAACCGGAGGAUGGACCCUAUGGCCUGGAUCGUAGCAGACCGUUGACAUGGGUACCUCCACCUCCGCUCAAAACGCCCACCAAAAAAUCUGUUGAUCAUAAAAGGGCAGAUUGUGCUAGGAAUGUACUGCGUCUGGAGAAUGAAGCGUUUUUAACGGCCUGUAGUCAAAAACUAUUGGAAUGGCAGAGUAUAAAUUCCAAUGAAGAGGAAACGCCAAGGGAUAGUCAAAACAGCAAAUUGCCUAUGAGUCUUAUGAUGCCGGAACUAAACGAGGAUCAUACCAUGAGAAUAUUUAAGCACUUGGCCAAUAUGAAAAAGCCAACGAAACCCAAAAGCGACACUGAAACGAAAACAAAACAAAAAAGAAACAUCAUUACCAAAGUUGCGGAGACAACAACAUUCCUGACGAAAAUUAGCAAAAAUAAAUCACGCAGCACAAUGGCAGUGGGGACAUAUCGCAGUACGGUCAAUAAACAAACCAACACCACCGGUGGUGGUAAUCCCAAUGGUGUUGGAGGGCAGCAACACAACAGAAUUCACACACGUAAUCCUAGUAAAUUUAAAACUGGCGGCAUUGUGGCCACAGCUGUUCAGACCAGCAAUACCAAGAAUAAAGCUAAAAAAUCAAAAGCUCACAAAUUAAAUAACAUACAGGAGGUUACUUCUGAGAUUCGGCCAUCAACUAGUAGCGGAGGUGCUUUAGUAUUAGCUUCCACAGCCACAACACUGGUUCGCAAGGUCAAAACUAAAUUGAAAAAGAAAAAAUCGUCAUCAACAACCAAUUCACAAAAUGCCGCUACCAACACAAAUAAUUCCAGUACCGUUGCGAAGGAUGGUAUUGUAACAUAUAUUUCUGCUAAGGCGGCUGGCAGUUGUUCGUCAUAGGCGGAAAAUAAUGAUAUGUUCGAUAUGUAUAUACACUUAGCUAAAUUUCUAAAUAUAAUAAAUAAUUUUUGUAAUUAUUCCGGAUGCGGAAAAAUA